AUGGCUUCUCUGACGAAUGCCAGUUCUUCAACUGACCAAAAGCAUUACAGAUACGAGGUCUUCCUGAGUUUUCGAGGCGAGGAUACACGCUUUAAUUUUACGGACCAUUUGUAUACCGCUUUGUGUCAGAGGGGAAUCAAGACCUUCAGAGAUGAUGGGCUCAUAAGAGGAGAAAAAAUAUCAGCGGCACUUGUCAAAGCAAUUGAGGAGUCCAGAGUUUCAAUCAUCGUCUUCUCUCGAACUUAUGCUGCCUCAAGGUGGUGCUUAGAUGAACUGGUCAAGAUACUUGAAUGCAGAAAAUCAAAAAGACAAGAGGUCAUACCGGUUUUCUAUGAAGUGGAUCCCUCAGUCAUAGGUCCGAAGCUGAAUUUAUCAAGGAGAUUGUUGGGGACUUGUCCGCCCGAAUAG
Rosa chinensis is the source of this 408-nucleotide messenger RNA. Its product is annotated as disease resistance protein RUN1-like. The record is from RefSeq and is a predicted model, not a curated record. The coding region runs from base 1 to 408 and encodes 135 amino acids. The transcript has a single exon. NCBI's taxonomy places the organism in Eukaryota, Viridiplantae, Streptophyta, Magnoliopsida, Rosales, Rosaceae. Gene Ontology annotation, biological process: signal transduction.